AUGGCGGACGUCGUACAGUACAAGCUGGAGCGAAUGCUGAAUGAGCUGGACGAUUUAGAGCGGCGUGGUUUGUUUAAUCGGCGGGAGAUAGCCGAGAUAGUGAAGCAGCGCCGGAAGUUCGAGUAUCGGCUGAAGAGGCCGAGUCCGUUGAAAGAAGAUUUUGUGGCUUACAUUGACUAUGAAAAGAGGCUGGACGAGUUGCGGCUUCUACGAAAGAAAGCAAUGUUGAAGCAAAGCGGCGGGAAGAGCAAAAAUUGGAAGAAAUCAGUGUCGGACUCCGCCGGAACAGCGAGAAUCGUUGAUAUAUAUCGGCUGGCUACAACUAGAUUUAAGGGAGAUAUUCAGCUCUGA
Oldenlandia corymbosa var. corymbosa is the source of this 351-nucleotide messenger RNA. NCBI's taxonomy places the organism in Eukaryota, Viridiplantae, Streptophyta, Magnoliopsida, Gentianales, Rubiaceae. The record is from the annotation of a GenBank genome assembly.